AUGUCCGAUUGGGACAAUUUGGAAAAAUUGGUUGAAGCGAAUUCUGUCCCAAUCAAAAAAAUUGCCGCAUCAAAAGUAGCAAGCAGUCUUGAGGAGCAAAACAUCGUUUUUGCAAAAGAGGAUAAUGAUAGUGAUAUUGAAGAUGGAAUGUCUACAUCAAUUUCAAGCAAAAACGAUGUCGAAUCGGAGAAUGAGAAUGAGGAAGCUGGUGACAUUGUCAUUACUAAUGACUUCACAAUAGGUGAUGUGAAUUUAGUUGAAAUCUUAAAUCGUUUCAAUUCGAAAUAUGAUAAUAUAAUCUCCGAAUUUGCUGAUGUAGAAAUAUUUUUAAUAUCGCUGGAUGGAUUAUUAAUCGAACUUACAGCACACAGUUAUUUAAACUGGACAUUAGGUGGACAGACUAUCGUUGUUGCAAAACAAAUUGAGAUCCUGUUGAAAAAGCUUUCAAAUCUUGGUGGCAAAUUCAAAUUAAUUUGGUUUACGGAUUUGUCUACCAUCUAUGCCAAAGAUACAGUGCUCAACUUUUUGCAUAGUUUCGUUGCAGCUUACUUGCUUCAGUCUCAAUGGGCAGUGGAUAUUGAGCAUUUUAUCAAUCCUAGCGAUUUGCUUUGGUUGUCUUAUUUACACGAAUUGAUGCCUUCAUUUUUGAUGAUUGGAGUCGAUGAUGUAUCAGAAAAUGUGGUUGCAGAUACUGGGUUGGGUUUCAAGCAGCUCCUCGCUUCGAUAGCGCUUCAGGCACUUGCUUCGACUGUUCCCGUCGUUUAUUUCAAUGGUCUUGUCGUGAAUCUCUGCUCAGUUUACAGCCAUCGUGUUGAACCGCACAUAGUCGAUUUCAAAGGAUGGACCGAUUAUUUAUUCAAAUUGUGGACUGAAAAAAAAAGUGAAGUUCAGCGAAAUAUUGACCUAUCAAGUUGCAAAAGUGUUUCACAGCUAUGGGCUCUAAUCAUUAGAGAUUGUAAGAAAAGUGGUGGACUACCGAAAGAAUCCGACGCGUUGUCAUCUGCUGUGCUUAUUUCUUCAUUGAUUUGUGAACGCCGUGGAACAGAACGUCGAUAUUUUGAGGAAAAUAAGGCUUCGAAAAGAGGCAUCGAUUUUAUCAAAUUCCGAAGAAUAUUGCUUAGUUCCUGUGCUUCUUUACUGGAUACACUUGAUUUAAAACAACAUUCAUUAUCCUUUUCACUGGUUGAUCUUUGGGACGGUCUUUUGGUAACGGGAAUAUAUGAUGCUAUAAACUCAGGAGUAAAAAUUCUUCCUUAUCGUCUUCAACAAGAAUUAGCUCCUCUGCAUAAAAUCGCAUGUUUGGAGCUGUCUCUUGAAGUUGACGUAAAUGAUUCCUUAUUUGAUUUGGCUGUAAAAGAAAUGAGUUUUAAAAGGCUCUCACUUUUUUCCAUCAAUUCUGUAUUGCUGAAACGGUAUGCUCCAGAAAUGCUGAGCGCUAUUGCGGAUGAUUACACGGAAACGGCGGAAGAGCCAUCUACAUUCAAAGAAUUUUGGCUGCGUACUAAAUGGCGUCUUGACGCUAUUGAAGAACCUUAUACUAAACCCGAGGAACGACUUGAAAAUGCAUACCAUAUAAAAAAGCAAAACAAAGAUAGACAAAAACUUCGCAAAUGGUACGAAUUCUUCGCAGAAUCACUCGAAGGACGUGGAACUAGUUUGCUAGUUGAUUUCUCACGUACACCACGUGGAUUCGUUUUAAAAGUUGACGAGCAAACUGAUAAAAAGAAAGAGAAACAGCAGUGGCAACCAAAAGGCAAAGGAAAUGGCCCAAAAGGCAAAGGAGCUGUUAAAUCAAAGAAAGAAUUAAUUCUGGAAGCUAAUCGAAAUAAAAAGAAUGAAAAACUUGCGGAAGAUGAAAAACAAAUGGUUCGAUUUGCAAGGCAGCAAGGGAAGAAUGCGAUGUUUAUUUUGGAAAAUUUGAUGAACAAGCUCGAACUGGUCUCAUCUAGAGCCAUGUGUGCUUACCAGCAAUUGGUAAAUAUGUCAAAUGAUUUCAAUUGUUUGGAGGGACAAGAUUUUGUGGAGAAGAGAAGGAUUCGGGCGGUUCCUAUAAUCAGUAAAUUGAAGGAUCUGUUUACUGUGUAUUGGGAGCAUUUGGAUGAUAAGCAAAAGGAAUAUGUCACCGAUUUAUGGGUUUCUCUCGGUUUUGAAAAAAGCAAGAAGCCAACUGCUUUUUCUGAAGGGAGGUUAACGUUGAAUAUGAAUAUGCUGUAUUAUCAGUUGGCUUAUGGUGGUGAAAUUGUCGAUAUUCGUUCAGAUCCGCAGAAGGAUGAUCGCGUAACUGGUUUCCAACCAGAUGCGUGGCAGAGACGAAUGUUGGACGCGGUGGAUAAAAAUCACUCGGCUGUUAUAAUUGCUCCAACUUCUGCGGGUAAAACUUUUGUGUCGUAUUACUGUAUAGAACGUGUAUUGCGGCAAAGUGAUGAUGACAUGGUUGUCUACGUUUCGCCCUCCAAGGCACUUUUAAAUCAGGUUUGUGGUUCAGUGUACGCUCGUUUUCGUAACAAAACUUUAAGUGGUGGAAAGUCGCUUUUUGGGAUUCUUCUAUUGGAACACUUCGAGAAUCCAAUGAAUUGUCAGGUACUCAUCACCAUUCCGGAGUGUCUUGAAAAUUUGCUUUUGUCAACGAAUCCAGUCGUACAGACAUUGAUCGAUAAAAUUAAAUACGUCAUAUUUGAUGAAGUCCACUGCAUUAGUGCUUCCCCAGACGCUCACAUUUGGGAACAUCUUUUGCUUCUCAUCAGAUGCCCCUUCCUUGCCCUUUCAGCUACUAUCGGUAACGCAACAGUACUUCAUCAAUGGUUGCAGUCCGCCGAGAAAAGUAAAAAUAUGCGAGGGACACCUUUGAGAGAAGUUGAACUAAUAACGUAUGGUGAAAGAUACUCGGAACUGGAACUUGCUGUGCAGCGGAUUAAUCCGGCGACUGAUACAGCAAGUGGAAACGAAAAUGCUGUGAACUCGAUGAUUGAGUACUUUAUGCCAUACGGGGUAUACAAACCGGUGAAAUUGUCUAUGUUUGGCAUUCCCGGUGAUCAGCAGUUAACUGCGAGGCAAAUUCUUGAUCUAUAUCAUGCUCUUGCCGAAGUAGAUCCAAUAGUCAAGAAAGAAUUUGAACCGUGCUCAUUUUUCAAUUACAAACCUGGAGGCGAAAGGAUUUGGCUUACACGUGAAGAUAUCAGACGUCUGGAGGUUGCUCUAAAAAAUCGUUUUUUGGAAUGGCUUGAAAUAAAUCCAGAAAGAGCCAAUGAAGUUUUGCAUCAAAUUGGUAAAAAUGUCCAAAAUGAAUUAGACUUCAGGAGUAAACCAUUUGAUCAGCGAGCAGCAGCGAUGAAAAACAUUGCCCCACUGAUUUUGGAACUGCGUGAUAAGGAAUUACUUCCGGCAAUUUGUUUUAAUGAAGAUCGUCGGGUGUGCGAGAGACUGGCUCAGCAGCUGUUCGAUUAUCUUGAAAUGCAGCAGAAGGAGUUCGAAGCCAGUUCGGAAUACAAAAAAUAUGAAAUAAAAGAUGAAGAGAAAAUAGCGAAAAUGGUGAAAAGGAAGCGCGAUGUUGCAACGACAAAAGAGAAAAAAAAAUCUAAAGCUGCAGAUAAGUUUGAAAGAGCUGAAGUAGAAGAGCAAGAAUAUAACGUGCAGGAUACUGAUGAUUACGAUCCGUUUGCAGCGAUGAGACUACGUUUGAAUAUGGUUUUGGAAAGGUUCAAAUUACAUGGGCGGCAAUGUGAUGCAGAUUUGUACCAAAAAGUGACUGAAAGAUUGGCGAAGGACCGAUUAUCUGGACGAGAAACAACAAAAUUAUUGUUCAAGCUUUUUGAACGCGGUAUUGGCUUCCAUCAUCCUGGUUUGAAUUCUAAAGAACGUGGUGCUGUCGAAAUCUUAUUCAGAUCUGGUUAUCUGGCAGUCUUAUUUUCGACUUCAACACUAGCGCUUGGUAUUAACAUGCCAUGUAAGACGGUUCUCUUUGGAGUUGAUGAUCCAAAUCUGACACCUUUGCAGUUCCGGCAAAUGUCUGGCCGUGCAGGCCGUCGCGGUUUUGAUCAUUCAGGCUCAGUCAUUUUCAUGUCUAUACCAACUGCUAAGAUACGCCGCUUAUUAACAGCGAGUCUGUCGACUUUACGUGGAAAUUUACCGUUUACUACAUCAUAUAUUCUACGUCUUUUCGGCUACAUACACCAAGAAGACAGUGUUUUGAAUGAACUUCGUUCUGGAAAUCAAAAGAUUUCACCGUUUGAACUACGAUUACGCACCGCUUUGUCGUUUUUGACAAAUUCCUUUAUUCUGCAUACACGUGCCGAAUUGUCAUCAACAGUGCAGAAGCAGCUAAGACUGUACACACUGUUUGCUGUUCAAGUCUUGCGUUCCCUGAAUUUAUUGAACCAGAAGGGUGAAUUGAGCGGCCUGGCUUCUCUGGUAUGCCAUUUAUCAGCCAACGAACCGGGUAACCUUCUUUUCGCACAUCUUCUGCAGAAUGGUGUAUUCCACAAGUUGUGCGAAAAUAAAACGAUAUCGAGAGAGGAAGUAAAAAGUCAGUUGGUGCUUAUUUUUGCACAUCUAUUCACCAAUUUGCGUUUGCCAUUGAGUUGGAACCCGGACGACAAGAAUUCUUAUCCAUCAACAGGUGAAUCAGAGAUUUUCCUGAAGCCUUUGCCUGACAAUUGUGCUUGUCUGAUUAAACAGUAUGCUAACAAGGUGGAAAAUUUAUAUCGAGGAUUCAUGCGAUUGGCUGGUCCUAACAAAACUCUUCAGGGUGAGGUAUUCUCUCUAACAGGUUAUGCCGAUUCAUCAGUUUCAAUGUUUUCAUCGAAUAUUGUUCAUCCAUUCCAUGAUUAUUUGCUUUUUGACGAAGCAUUUAUGCCAGCUCGAUCGCCAAGUCCAGUUGAUCAUCGUGGUCGAAAAAUAUACUUGAAUGCGUAUGCAGUUGAUUUUUGGCGUCUAGAGUCAAAAAAAGCAUUGGAACGAGAUAACGGAAUUAGUGAAAAUAGAGUUUGGGGUCUAAUUAACAGUUUUGCAACUACUCUUAAUAAGAUCAGAGAUGCAUUGCUCUCUGUUGGUCAUUCCAGAGAUUCGUUUGUGGAAGUGAUGCUGGAGUUGGCCGUUGAAUACAAUAAAAAGUUUUAUGUUGCCUUUUCGAUGAAACAAAAAUCUCGUGUCACUUAUGGAGCUGCAGAGUGA
Molecule: messenger RNA, 5169 nt
Organism: Cercopithifilaria johnstoni
Lineage: Eukaryota; Metazoa; Nematoda; Chromadorea; Rhabditida; Onchocercidae
Source: the annotation of a GenBank genome assembly